Messenger RNA from Olea europaea var. sylvestris, 386 nucleotides. Its product is annotated as transcription factor PRE5-like. The annotation marks the transcript as partial. Gene Ontology annotation, biological process: regulation of DNA-templated transcription; regulation of growth. Gene Ontology annotation, molecular function: protein dimerization activity. The transcript has a single exon. The record is from RefSeq and is a predicted model, not a curated record. NCBI's taxonomy places the organism in Eukaryota, Viridiplantae, Streptophyta, Magnoliopsida, Lamiales, Oleaceae.
CAGGUUUCAGCCUCGAAGGUGUUGCAAGAGACUUGUAACUACAUAAAGAAUUUACACAGAGAGGUGGAUGACCUAAGUGAUAGAUUAUCACAGCUUUUGGAAUCAAUAGACAGUGACAGUGCUCAAGCAGCCAUAGUUAGGAGUUUAUUAAUGUGAACUUGGAGCUUAGAUGCUAGCUACUUUCUGCUUUGUUACUGUCUAGGGACUUGGGAAGUUUUAUUAAUUAAUUGAAGCUCCAUUGUAUCUCCUAUGAAUUAAUAUUCCAUAGACUUGCCUUUACUAAGUCAAAUAUAUAAAUAUAAUGAGUGAUUGAAGAUGUCAUCUAGGAUGUGUCAGUGUAUAUUCAGUUCUGAACUUGUGAUAUGCCAAAUUUGGAAUAUUUUCUA